AUGGUUCGCCACGCUAUCAUUUUGCCUUUCUUUGCUUGGGGACAUCUGAGGCCCGAGUGCGCCCUCGCUGUGACCUUGUUACGGCGAUAUACCGACUUGGUCAUCUGUGAGUCCCUCUCUCUCGAUCCUGUCCUGAUCACUGACUUCGAUUCUCAGCUUUCCUAUGCGAAGGUCGACUUUGUCAAACGCGCAAAGGAUGAGAUGGCACGACAGUGUGUGUCGGAGGAAGAGCGGGACUCCCUCCUCUCUCGCGUCCGUGUUAUCGCAUAUGGCUUUCCUCAGCCGCCAAUGACACCAGAGCUCAUCCAAAUGGUCAUGUCCAUGGACCCGCGGCAUAUUCAUAACCCAACGAUGGAGUCAUGCUCUGACGCAGUGGACAUGAUCGAGAAACUCAUCGGAGAGCGGGUCUUCCUCGACAAGCUGGGGCAGGACUGGGGCCCUGUAGGUGCCGUGCCCAAUAUGCUCAUUGCAGAUGUCAUGAUGGGCAAUGUCAUUCUGCCUGUGAAGGAGAAACACAACAUCUGGGUGUUCCUUUGGUGGGUUGGGAAUACAGCGUCUUUCACCCGGAUGUUUGCCCCGCUUAAGCACGGAGGCCGGGCGGAGGGUUAUGCCGACGAGUGCGAGGCCAUCUUUGCCGACGAGGAAAGGCGGAAUGGCCGACCAUUUGGCGACAUCGCGCGUGAUAUGUGGAUCCGAGACCAUCGUGUGCCUGGGGAUGUCGUACGCCUCGCAGGCAUGCCGCCGUAUUUCCAGUGGGAAGACUUCCCGCAGCAGUUCUGGUUCCCUACUAUCUACUCCUCGCUUGCCGUGGGAGGCAAGGUAGUCGACGCAGCAGAUGGGUUCAUGAUGACCACUCUGGAGGAACUGGAGACAGACGCGCAUAGGGACAUGAUCCAAUGGGCUCGACCUCGUCGUGUGCUCUGCUUCGGUCCCCAGCUUCCUCCCGCUCUUCUGUCUGGAGAGGGCCACGCAUCCGCUGAGGUGCUUGCCAAAAUGGAUGUGAAAUACCACGCGGGCUUGGCUGGUGCAACCCAUGGGCACACGAACGGUGCAACGAACGGGCACGCGAACGGUAACACCAACGGUUAUGCACCUGUCGACCCUGCGAUCGCCUUCCUCGACAAGGCGCUCUCAGUGCACGGUCCACACAGCGCGAUCUACAUCUCGUUCGGGUCUGUCUUCUUCCCAGCCGAAAUGCAUAUCAAGGCACUGUUCGAGACGUUGCUGACUCUCGAGAAACCGAUGCCAUUUAUUAUCACAAUAUCGAGGGGAAGUUUACUAGAUGAGAUGAAGGCUGCUCUUGAGCAGAGUGGGCGUGGGUUGGUCGUUCCAUGGGCGCCGCAGCAAGCGAUGCUUUCUCACCCAGGUCUGGGAUGGAUGCUGACCCACUGCGGAGGUGGUGGAACGUUUGAAUCCCUGUCCUCGGCCGUGCCCGUUAUCGCCUGGCCAUUCAUGGGCGAUCAACCUCAACACGCGCUGUGGGUGUCUCAAGUGCUGGACACUGGCUUCGACCUCAUACAAGUGCGCAACGGCGUCCCCGGUGUGCCCGCGCUGCGUGGUGAUAUGGCCGCUGGGGGCACCGGCAUCUUAGGCACGGAAGAGGCGAUCAAGGCCGAGCUGCGGGAGACGUUGGAACGUGCGCAGGGGAAGGAUGGUUUGAGGAAGAGGGAAAAUGCGAAGAAGGUCAAGAAGAUCAUAUUGAAUGCCGUGAAGGAAGGCGGAAGCGUGCACAAGGCGUUAGGGGAACUUGACUUCUUGUUAUGA
Dacryopinax primogenitus is the source of this 1764-nucleotide messenger RNA. RefSeq names its product UDP-Glycosyltransferase/glycogen phosphorylase. The transcript is spliced from 5 exons. The record is from RefSeq and is a predicted model, not a curated record. The coding region runs from base 1 to 1764 and encodes 587 amino acids. NCBI's taxonomy places the organism in Eukaryota, Fungi, Basidiomycota, Dacrymycetes, Dacrymycetales, Dacrymycetaceae. Gene Ontology annotation, molecular function: UDP-glycosyltransferase activity.